UCAACCACCGGAACUAAAUGAACAGCAGUGACACUCUGACGGAGGGAGCAGGUUCUUCUGUUUACUCUACUGAUUCCCAUAGAACAAUUUCAGAGAUAGCAUUGUUGUGGUUGGCUGUGCGUUAACCAGUUGUAAUAACAUUGAAUGUUGCAAUGUCUGUGUCUGUUAGUAGUCAGCCGGUGGUGAAAAAGAAGCAGGUUCGCUUUGCUAGCAUGGAGGAUGACGAUGAUAACGACGACCAAGAAGAGGAUACGCUGUUUGACAAGAGGAAAGACGUCAGAAAAGGGUUUAAAAGUAUGAUAAAAAGUAACGUUAAUAGGACCCUGGCCAGUACGGGAUUCGAUAGCGUAAAAAUAAUAAGUAUUGGUCGGGGAACGAAUGACCCUGGGGUCUGUGGACGCUGGAUGAUCACUUUAACACUUUGCGCAUCGUUCCUGGGACUGGGAAUGUGCAUUUCUGUGCUUGGUCCUACACUGGAGGACUUGGCCAUCAACGUCAAUAAGAACAUCAGUAAUAUUUCUUAUAUCUUUGUGGGUCGUUCAGUUGGAUACAUUGGGGGCUCCCUUCUCGGAGGGAUUCUCUUUGACUGCAUGAACCCCCACUUACUUUUAGGAUUCUCCAUGUUGGUCACAGCAUUUGGGAUGUUCGCCAUUCCCUUCUGUAAAAAGGCCCUCAUCCUUACAGCCUUAAUGUCCUGCGUUGGCAUUUCGAUGGGCUUUUUAGACACAGGUGGUAAUGUCCUCAUUCUGAAUAUUUGGGCCAACCAGGCAGGGCCUCACAUGCAGGCCUUGCACUUCAGCUUUGCAGCAGGGGCCUUCGUCUCGCCCAUCAUUGCCAAGUUGGUUUUCGGGAAGUAUCACGGGAAGGUGGUUAAUAAUAAUGACACAGUGGAAGCUUCCUCGGCCAUCCCCGAGAAAUUGGCCCAGACCAUCACCUCGGUGCUGCACUUGCCACAAGGAAACAGCGACGCCCUGAGGUCCAUGUACGCGUACUUUGUGAUCGGGGCCUUCAUCCUGCUAAUAUCCCUGGCCUUCUUCAUCCUCUACUCCUGCGGCACGCCCUCCAGAGACAGAUCCCACGCAUUAUCAGGGGAGCCUCUGGUGGCCAAGCACCACACUGCACUCGUCUUCCUCCUCGCCAUCUUCUUUUUCUGGUAUGUGGGCGCCGAGGUGGCAUACGGCUCUUUCAUCUUCACCUAUGCCAAGGAUUAUGGCGGUAUGGAGCAGGCCCAGGCGGCCGGCCUCAACUCGCUGUUCUGGGGCACGUUUGCCGCCACCCGCGGGUUGGCCAUCUUCUUUGCGGCCUGCAUGUACCCUGGAACCAUGAUCCUGCUCAACCUGGUGGGCUGCACCUUCUCCUCCCUGCUCCUCACCCUCUUCAGCAGGAACAGCCUGGCCCUGUGGUCCUGCUCUGCCCUGUACGGUGCUUCCAUGGCCACCACCUUUCCCAGCGGGCUCUCCUGGCUGGAGCAGUACACCGCGGUGACGGGGCGUACGGCUGCCGUCUUCGUGGUGGGGGCGGCCCUGGGCGAGAUGGUGCUGCCCGCAGCGCUGGGCUUCCUGCUGGGGAAGAAAUCUCUCCACGAGCUCCCGCUGCUCAUGCUCCUGGCCCUGGCCACGGCUACCAUCACCUCCAUCCUCUUCCCCGUCAUGUACAAGUUGGCUGCCGACCCCACCAUUCCCGGCAGGAGGCCGCGCACGAGGGGCAGGGAGACAGACGACAGCGAGUAUCGCCAGGCCUUGCUGGACUCAGGGGCCAAUGACGAUGAAGAGGAGGUGAAUGAAGACGACGAAGAAGCUGACCACUGGAACGACGCCGACUUUGAGGUCAUUGAGAUGGACGAUGCCAACCUAAUGAACUCCCCAAACAAGGCGGCUUCGCCUCCAGACGUGACUGUGAGCUCAGCAGCUACCCCCAGCAACAACCCCUUCAGCCUGCCAACACUGUCAGAAUCCCCCAGCAGGUCUGUGGAUAGCUCUCCCCGAAGGAAACUACUGGUGGCUCUUGACAGGGAAAAGAAUGACUGAAUCACACUACCAGAGACUGCUGGAUUAAAGAAUGACUGAAUCACACUACCAGAGACUGCUGGAUUAAAGAAUGACUGAAUCACACUACCAGAGACUGCUGGAUUAAAGAAUGACUGAACCACACUACCAGAGACUGCUGGAUUGCAAAUUCAGGUGAAAAAGUACUGAGAACAGUCUGUUUUUAGUGAGCAUUAUGUGAUUUCUUUUUUUCAGCGUUAUGAAUGUUGUGGAUGUUGUGUGUGUUGAUGUCCCUGCAUGUUGACACUCCUGAAUCUUUUCACCAAUUUCCAUGUAAGGCAGUUGAUUUCAGGCACUUUUGAAAGAUAACAAUGGGCAUACAUCCAAUCAAUUCAUCUCCCUAGAAUGGUAUUGUGAAUGUAACUGUAUGUGAUGUUUGUUUUAGUGUGCUGACUGAAAAGACGUUUAUACUUUACUUGUAAUCUGUAUUUGUGAACACAGGGACUUAUGGACCAGGUCCUGGUAACACAAUUAUAAUUAUAAUUGGAGCUGGAAAAAUGUAAUUGUUGGACAGCCUCAUCUGAGCCUCAGACUCACACUGAUUGCAAACUAUCAGAGGAUUGGAUUCACUUUGUAGCCCAACGGGCCGUUUGAACACUAGAUUCUGAAUCAUGGUCUAACAAUCAAUAUUGAACUUUUCCUGUCUAUAGAACAUUCUGGAUUUUAGGCAGAAUGUAUGUAUUUCAGAGUCCAGAGAUCCUAGUUUGAUUUUCACUUUUAUUUAUUUAGAAAACCGAAUGGCACAGAAGCCUGUGCUAAGUAGCUUCACUGUUCUGAAUUUGACUACAUGAGCAAAGAGAAUUGGAUUUACACUCCAUGCACACUAACCGAAUGGGCUACUGUUGUAGAGUAGCAUCCUCGUCCUCAUAUGUGGCUGAUGUACCAUAAUAAAACCCAUGCUGU
Messenger RNA from Clupea harengus (Atlantic herring), 2948 nucleotides. RefSeq names its product solute carrier family 60 member 2b (gene slc60a2b). The record is from RefSeq and is a predicted model, not a curated record. Gene Ontology annotation, molecular function: D-glucose transmembrane transporter activity. Gene Ontology annotation, biological process: transmembrane transport. NCBI's taxonomy places the organism in Eukaryota, Metazoa, Chordata, Actinopteri, Clupeiformes, Clupeidae.